AAUGGCAUCCCUCAUGGGCGUAAGAAAGAGAUUGUUGAAUACAUUUUAUCUGCUAGCGAAAAAGGAGCAUGCCCACUUCUUCAAAAGAUGGUUCUAGAACAUGUAGGCAAAUGUGUGAUGAUAUCUUCUGCACUUGAAAAAAUUCUUUGGCGCAUUCAGAGACUCUUUUUUCUUAAUGGUGAACAAGAUCUUUCGGCUUUCUUGCUAGUUGAUCUCGGGCUGAUAAAAUUUCCUAAGUUUACAUGCAAUGUCACACACCAAAUUUUUAAAUCUCGAAAUUGUUUCCUUGAAUAUGAAGAGGCUAUUGAGGUGGCUCAAAUAAUGGAUGAAUCCAUUGAUCAAAGUGAUAUGGAAACGACAGGACGAUGUAUUGAACUAUCUGAAAAUCGCUUGCUCACUAACUUUAGUGAGGAAGCCCUGUAUUCUGUUUCUAGAACCCAGCAACAGUUCUUCUCUUACUUUUCAGCUUCGUGGGUCUACUCAAAAGUGCUAACUUUGGGUGUUUCUGUUUUUGAACGUGAACACAGGUAUGAUGAUGCUACAAGGCUUCUGAGGAAGCUGUUAAAGCGAAUUAUGUGUGACAGCAGGCGCGGAUAUUGGACACUGAGGCUUUCUGUUGACUUGGAACAUCUUGGCUGUUUCAAUGAAAGCCUAUGUGUUGCAGAGAAAGGGGUGGGAGAUCCUUGGAUUCGUGCUGGUUCAAAAAUGGCAUUACAAAGACGAGUUAUACGCUUAGGGAAACCCCCACGGCGAUGGAAAAUGCCCAGCUAUGCUGAUGCUGUUAUGCAGAAAAUUAAAGAAGUUGCAAUUGUAGGAAGGCCUCUGAGUAAUGAAACUAUGGCAAAGAGCCUAUUCUAUGGCUAUGAUGAUGAGCUUUGUGGAGUUGAACAACUUGCCCUACAGUAUUAUGCUGAGGAGGGGGGUGGAUGGGUUGGGAUCCAUUCUGAAAGUGGCAUCUGGAUGACUAUCUUUGGACUGCUCAUGUGGGAUGUCAUUUUUUCUGAUGUGCCAAAUGUCUUUCAGUCUAUUUUUCAGGUAGCUCCACUAGACCUCCUUACAGAUGAUUUCUAUGUGAUGAGAAAGAGCUCAAUAGAGUCUCAACUACGAAGGAUCCAUGAAGGCAUGGCUGAAGAGAUGCUGAUCACUUCAUGGCAAUUGCACCAGGGAACGGCUUGCCAUGGUGUCCACUGGGAUAGAUUCUCACUCUCUGAUCUGCGAGCCGCAGUUUCAUGCAUUGGAAGUCAUUGUCUUGCUUCCCUUUGCAGGAUUCUAGCAAUGGAUUACCGAAGUUGGUCGAGCGGCAUGCCAGACCUCCUGCUCUGGCGCUUUCAUGGAGGAGAUGCAGAUGGAGGUGAAGCCAAGCUGGUCGAGGUGAAAGGCCCAAGAGAUAGGUUGUCCGAACAACAAAGGGCUUGGAUUCUGACUCUCAUGGAGUGUGGGUUCAACACUGAGGUGUGCAAAGUGACCCCUUCUCCAAAAGCAUGAUAAUGCAUGAGUCAAAACUUUUACUGUGUUGGUAUUAUUUUUCAUUUUCGAUUUUGAAUUUAAAAUUUAGAAGGUAUAAUGGUGUGUAUUAAAUUUAUUUUUGAACAUGAGAGGCAUGUAGAAAACAUUUAUUAAGAAUGUGGGGGAUU
Molecule: messenger RNA, 1634 nt
Organism: Phalaenopsis equestris
Lineage: Eukaryota; Viridiplantae; Streptophyta; Magnoliopsida; Asparagales; Orchidaceae
Product: fanconi-associated nuclease 1 homolog
Biological process (GO): interstrand cross-link repair
Cellular component (GO): nucleus
Molecular function (GO): 5'-3' exonuclease activity; hydrolase activity, acting on acid anhydrides, in phosphorus-containing anhydrides; flap-structured DNA binding
Source: RefSeq, a predicted model, not a curated record